CUCAAACCAACAUUUGUCUUUACACAUGUGAGAUGUAGCCCCGCUGUCCAGGAUCCAACAUUCGUUAAUUACUCCUUGUUGCACUAAGGAAGACGUAGCGAAGUUAUCCGGAGAACUAUUGGAUGCCAAAGUAUCUUGAAAAUCAGACUUUCUAUGAGCUAUUACUCUUCUUGUCGAAGGUUUAAAAGGCUACCUAGUUAUAAGAGAGAUCUAGAAAUGGAUAUUUCUUUACUGCAUCUAUUAAAACUAUCAGACAACGAAGCUGUACAACAGUAUCUAAAAUUCGAUGAAAUGAAUCGUAUCCUCGUUUACAUGGAAAUUUUCAAAAGUUUAAGAGUCGCCAUAGAAACUAACAACAAGGCCAACUUUAAAAAAUUAUCCCAUCUGUUGGCGUUGCUAAAUGAUGCUAGUGAAAUUCCUGAUUUACCUAAAUAUUUUGAGUCUCAAAAUACUACCUUCAACACACCAAAUGUAAUUAUAAUUGCUUCCAAGUAUAAUCGAGUAGAAAUUCUAGACAAUAUAUUCAGUGACUCUUGCACAAUCAUCGAUGACCUUUUCCUUAAAGUAAGCGGAGCCUUACCUUUCCCAGCUGAUACCGAUGAAGAAUGCCACAAUGCAUUUUAUUACGCAUUGCGGUCAGGGAAUACGAAUCUUCUUGAAGUCUUAAUUAAAAAAUGGCCAGGAGAUUAUUUUUCUUCCCGUCCAGUUGAAUUAUACUCUAUUUUGUCGAAGAAUUACUAUGAGUUGAAGUUGAAAAACGUUGAUAUAUCAAUGGAGAUGCAGCUUUUCGUGCACAGUACUCUACUGGACUUGUAUUUCGAGAAUAAACUCUUUAAUAGCCAAGUGAUUUAUUCGCAUGAUGAUAUCAACGAAAGAAUAUCACUAAUUUCAGAUUGUUAUAACAUGAUUAAGGAAGCUGAAAAUUAUCCAGGUUCUGAAUCGGAGACAAUUUUCCUGGCGAAACAAGCGUGCCUGAAUAUUUUCAUUCUUAAAAAGUGGCUUAAGUCCACGUACGACAGAAUUCCUUGGGAAGAAAUGGAGUACCACCUUAUUUCUUAUGUGCGUUAUUUAAAUCACCGGGGAAACUAUCACAGUUGUUUCGUGCUAAGAACUGACAUCGUAGCUUAUCUUGGUAAUUUUAUAGACUGUUUAAUGAAAGAAACCAAUCAAGUCGGCAAAGUGAGCUUAAAAAAUUUGAGUGCAAUUCGUUACAAAAAACGUGAUUAUGUGGUUAAAUGCAUCACUGAAAAUUAUCCUUCUCUUAAAGAUUUUUAUCGCAACCAUGAGUUAAUCCGAGAUAGUGAAUCUCUUAAUAUUAUUAAAAAGUAUAUAGAUAUAGCCAGUGAAGUUAAUCCACUUGAAAAAAGUGGCCAAACGGUCAUCAUAAGAGCACUACAAGUCAUGGGCGAAAAUUUAAAAAACACCUUGGAAUCGCCGAAGCUAUCAUCUGCUACGAGCAACUACUUGAUGUCGUUUUUACCUCCUGAAACUAAUAAGAUUUUAAUUGCAUUGCGCAAUUCUUUUUCUCAUGGUUUUCCACUGUCCAAAUGUAAAGAAAUGAUUGAAAUUUACGGUGCUGAAUUUUACGCAUCUGUUCAGAAAGAUUUAAAGAACAUACACCACGGAAUCACCUCAGUUCUCAAUGAAAUUAAGUGCAAAUCCAUCAUAGCUCUGUUGGAAAAGAUAUGCGAUUGCGAAGACAUCGAUAGAUUGAGAGAAAUAUUUCAGAUGCUGCGAAUCUCAAGUAUACAAGAUUGGCUAUCUCGUGAUUUGCUGACGAACACCAAUACAUCAGAGUUGGAAAGACUAAUUUUUGAAUUUAGGAAAAUUCUUGACGUAAAAUCGCAUUUCGAAGAAAAUCUCUUUCGUAAAAUAGAUGAGAUAAUAAAUUCUAACAAACAUAGUUAUGAAAAUUCACAAUUGAUGUAUCAGAAACUCAUUGCAACGCUUGCUCCUAUUCACGCAUCUGAUAGCAACAUAGAUGAUUACGCAAUUUUUGUUUUUCAGAAACUUACAAGACGAGCGCUGGACUAUUUGAUCCCACAAAUGAAAUCAGAAAAAUUGAAAGAAGUCGGAACCUUAUCGGGAGAAAUCUUAAAGAACGUUCAACACCGAAUAAAUAAGAAUGAUUUAUUCACGUUAUGUUGCUUGAUUCAAAAAAUAUAUUAUGUUUCAGGAAAUGGACAACAAGAAGCUCAAUAUCUUUGCGAAUUGAGGGACAGUUAUUUGAAACAAAAUUCUGAACAAAUCAAGCAAACAGUUGACUCAAAUCAUAUUUCAUCUGUGCAAGUUGACAUAACAGCUUUAAAAGAAUUGAUUGACAAGCAUAAUCUGUCUGAAACUCAAAUUGAUACAUUUAUCAGUUUUAAAAAUAAUAUCACUCUCCAAGCCGAAGUUGAAAUGCUGGUAUUGUCCAUUUUAUCGGGUUUAAAAAACUCAAAAAGUUAUUUAGUAACUAAUCAAAUUUCUUUGGACUCUGAAUAUCCAUUGUUAGUAAGUAAAGAAUUAAGAAAUCAUCUUGCACACGGAAAUGCUUUGGGGGAUAUUUUAGUAAACAUCGUUCAAUCUCUGUUUCUGUUUGCUGUCAAACUUACCAAACAAGAUGUUCGCAAAAAAAGAAAGAAAUCGUGGGUUAAGCAGGCAAUAGAAAACUCCAAUGCGCAUUCCCAAUUCAAAUAUAUUUCUUAUUUAAAAACUCAAAACAAAUUAUUUUUGUCAUUAUCAAGUGGCUCCAUAGAAGAAAUGGAUCUUUGGAUUAGAAAAGGAGGGGACGUAUAUGGAAGAGAUAAUAAUUCAAUGACCACUUUGCAUUAUGCAGCUCAAUCUUCUAAUCUUGAGAUUCUUUUGACUCUCAUCGAUUACGGAAUUGACUACAAGGCUAAGGACUUUUAUAAUCGAAGCAUUCUUCAUAUAGCUGCUGCUUCGGGUUCCAAAGAUAUAGUUGAUUACCUCAUAAGAAAUUUAGUAAUGCCAGUCAACGAAGUUAGUGAUAAAAACAACACACCACUUCACCUUGCUGUGGAAAAUGAUUGUUUUGAAGUAGUCGAAACUUUGCUGUAUCAUAAGGCCAACACUUGUGUAAGGGAUGCAUUAUUCAUGACGCCUUUACAUCGAGCAGUGUUCUAUAGCAGAGUUAAGAUUGCUAAAUUGUUUCUUCGGGAUGUUAGAAAUUUAAAUUUGGUUCGAAUCUAUGAUGGUUUUACUUUACUACACACUGCUUCUGAAAAAGGGUCUUUGGAAUUGGUUCUUUAUUUUAUCGAUAAAGAAGUUGAUGUAAAUUCUGCAACUAAUGAGCGGAGAUCGACACCUUUGCAUUUAUCCGCUUUCUUUGGCCACUUAGAGAUUGUUAAAGCAUUACUGUCGAAGGGAGCUGACAUACAUGCAAGAAACGUAGAAAAUCAGACAGCUUUACAUAAAGCCGUUGAAAAAGGACAUAGUGAAAUAGUUAAAUUUUUACUCUACAAAGGUGCUGACUCAAAUGCUUUAGAUGAUGGGCAACAUUCACCUUUACAUUUCGCCAUAAGAGAAAAACAUAUAAACGCAUUGAAGAUAUUGUUAGAACAUGAUGUCAAUAGUCAAUACAUCACAUGGAAUGGCGCUUCUAUUUUAGAAUAUGCAGUUUAUAAUGGUGAUAUUGAUAUCGUUAAUUAUUUGAUUGAAAAGUGUGCACCUUUCAAAACUAUCAGACCUGAUGGAUUCUCUCUUCUUCAUGUAAGCAUCAUACGUGGUUCUAAUGUAAUUUUGAAGCGUUUAAUAGAAUAUGGUGUAGACAUUAACUGCAGAGAUGGACAUGGUCAAACUCCUCUUAGUCUAGCCAUAAAGUCAGGCAAUUUAACAGCUGUUACCCUUCUCCUACAAUCAGGAGCUGAUAUUUUUUCAACACACGACGAAGGACAUUCUCUGUUGCAUGUUUGUGCUUCUGUUCCUUCGCGAAAUAUAGAAAUUAUCGUUUGUUAUACAUCAAAAAUGCAAAUACCCAGAGAAAUUAUCGAUAACAACAAAACAAUUCGCCCUUCUUAUACUGACCGAUUGAACAUUUUUAAAAUUCUCGUUAGUAAAGGGGCAGAUGUUGAAAAGAAGAACAAUUCUAAGCAAACUCCUUUGCACAUAGCUUGCAUGGUAGGUAAUAUCGAAAUAGUCAGAUAUUUAUUUGAUAUUUCUACAAACAUAGAUGUACCAGAUGACGCGGGAUAUACACCGCUGCAUUAUGCUGCCGAAGGAGAUAAUUUUGAGUGUGUGAAACUAAUUAUUGAAAAUUCCAGAAGUUCUAUUAAUUCAGUGACAUCCUAUGGAGACACUGCGUUGUGUAUAGCUUCAAAACGUAAUUGCACUGAAAAUGUUCGUCUUCUGAUCCGUAAUGGAGCUGAUAUAAAUGCUGGGGAUCCACUCUACAAAGCUAUUCAGUGUUCAUCUCAAGAUGUUUGUCAAAUUCUUCUCCAGAGAAAGGGAACUGAUAUCAGAAAGCAGUUUAAUGGAAAACAUGAUACACUCCUGCAACUAGCUACAGCUAAAGGUCUCAAAAUUGUAAUUUCAGCUUUCUUAGCUAAUAAAGUAACUUUACAAACAAAACUAAAUGGAGAUCUCGAAAAGUCUUUGGCACUUGCUAUUAGUAAUGGAUACGAUGAUAUUGUUACUCUUUUAGUAGAUAAUGGAGCUGAAAUUAACAAAACAUGCAAGUGUUCAUCCUUCCCGUUACACUUUGCAGUUGCUCAAGGUCAUUACCGAACCGUAGAAAUAUUGCUAAACAGAGAAGUGGACAUAAACAUUUUAGAUAGUGACAAUCGAAGACCAAUUGAAUUUGCUGCUUCAAGUAAUCGUUUGAAUAUUAUGAAACUAAUUUGCAAAACUCGAAAUAUAAACUUAAAUGCCCCAGGUAACGGGGAUUUUACUUUAUUACAUAUAGCAGCGAAUUUCGGCAAUUUAGAUAUAGUCAAGUUCUUAAUCGAUGAAGGAGCUUCAGCAAAUUUGCCUAAUUCAUCUGGUUCAAAACCCAUUUACAUAGCAGCCAGAGACGGACAUUUACACAUUUUGCAAUACUUAAUCAAUCAUAACGAUAAAAGCUUGAAAGAACGCAGUUGUUCCAACAAGACUCUUCUUCAUUAUGCAGCUCAAUCAGGUCGAUCGGACAUCGUUAAAUAUUUGAUUGAGAAAGAACUGGAUGUAAAUGAUUCUGACGAUGACGGAGUGACACCUCUUCAUGUAGCUUCGGUGUUGGGUUUCGAGGAUGUACUGAAAGUCUUAUUGGAUAAUGGAGCUAUUUACAAUCGUACUGAUAUACUAAUUCCUGAAGCAGAAUCACCCAAUGUGGACAAUACAAAUGUAAGGUUAUUACUAUCGCGGAUAACGAUUCUUUUUCGAUCUGUUAAAAAGAAUGAUGUAACAAGGAUUAAAUCUCUUAUUAAGGAAGGAGUUUGCGUUAAUGCCAAAAACUCAAAAAAGGUUUCACCUCUUCAUUACGCAGCAUGGAAAGGCUAUAACGAAAUAGUUGAAAUUUUAUUGGAAAACAAAGGGAAUCCUAAUUCGUUGUGUGGUGAAGGUUAUACGCCUCUUCAUUAUGCGUGCAAAUUUAACAAUUUUGAAGUUGUUAAAAGUUUGUUAGAAAGUGGCGCUGUGUACAAUGUUUCGUCAAAAACCAAGAAAGUUCCCCUGGAUUUAACUCAGAACCGUGAUAUUAUCAAUUUGUUGAAAUUGAUUGAUGAUUCGUUUCGAAAUGUCUGUGAAGGCAGUUGUGAAGUUAUAAAGAAUCUGAAGGAAUCGCUCUCGAGCAAUAUCAUGAAGGCGACGUUUAACGCUAAGAAUGGAGAAAAGAAAACCCUAUUAACUUCGGCUAUCUGUUGUAACUUUCCCUUCAUAACUGAGUUACAACGCAUCAUUUGCAAAGAUAGCGAGUUCAUUAAUUUUGUUUCUGGUGGAUGUAAGGCAAGAGAACAAUAUGACACAGCAUUGAAGUUAGAAACAGAGUUGCUUAAGAAAAAAGAACAAAUUUUAGACUCUGAAAAUCCUGCCGUGUUGGCAACUAAGGAGAAUAUAGCUACAACACUCUAUAAGCAGCAAAACCAUUCUGAAGCGCUUAAUAUUUGUAAGGAUAUACUUAAAAUUAAGGAAACAAACUUCGGUAAGAAUCAUGCAGAAACUUUAAAAACGCGAGGAUUUAUAGCUCUUAUUCUACACAGAUUGGAACGCAAUUCCGAAGCUAUAAAGAUCUUAGAAGACUUAUACCCCAAGCUCGAACAGAUUUUUGGAUUAAAUAAUUUUGAUGUUCUACAAACUUUAUCAGAUAUGGCUUUGGUUUUGAAUGGUCUUGGCCGACACGAAGAAGCAUUGAAUGCAAAUAGAACAGUUUUUGAGAGAUUUUCGAAAUUAUAUGGCACAAAUGAUUAUAGAACUCUAAUUUCUCAAAAUAAUAUUGGACAAACUUUACUUCUUUCUCGUAAGUACGAUGAAGCUAUUCCUUUUUUCAAGAGUGUCUACGAGUCAAGAAAGAAACUACUGGGAGAGUCUCACUCAGAUACUUGCAGAGUGUUGUAUAACUUAAACACUGCUUUAUGCUUUCAAACAAAAUCCGAUGAAGCUCUGAAAGGUUUACAAGAAGUUUUAAGCAGACAAGAAGAAACUUUAGGUUGGAAUCAUGUCGAUACAUUAGAUACUGAAAGUCAGUUGGGCAUCUUAUUAAAGGAACACUGCAAACAUCUCGAGGCAAUCAAAGUUUUGAAGAAAAAUGUUCAGAAGCGAAAGGCAGUUUUCGGCCCUCAUCACCCUUCAGUUUUACAUAUUAAUAGACUCGUGGAUGUGUUAAAUACUUCACUUUCGAUAGCGAGUCCUGAAAGUUUGUCAAGUUUGAACAAUAAAAAUUGAUCCAGAUAAAGUGUUCCAGGAGCAU
Parasteatoda tepidariorum (common house spider) is the source of this 6880-nucleotide messenger RNA. RefSeq lists its product as uncharacterized. Lineage: Eukaryota; Metazoa; Arthropoda; Arachnida; Araneae; Theridiidae. Gene Ontology annotation, molecular function: protein binding. The record is from RefSeq and is a predicted model, not a curated record.